AACGGUCCAUACUCACUCUCUCUCAUCUCCCAUUUCUCUCUCUCUCUCUCUUCCCUCCAAUUCCCUUCCCCACUUCCCGCAUAUUUUCCUCACCUCCCUUUUCAGAUCUGCGGCGGCGGCGGCGACCUCUCCAUGGCGGCUAUGCCCUCCUCUUCCGCCUUGCCGGAUUCUUCUUCCUCCAGGCACCAUACUUACAGUCGGAAGCAGAAAUCCCUCGGUCUUCUCUGCUCCAAUUUUCUGUGCUUGUAUAACCACGAUGGAGUCCACUCGAUAGGGCUUGAUGAUGCCGCAUCGCGAUUAGGUGUGGAAAGGCGGCGGAUCUAUGAUAUAGUGAAUGUUUUGGAGAGCGUCGGGGUUCUGUCGAGAAAGGCGAAGAAUCAGUACAGCUGGAAUGGUUUUGGGGCAAUCCCUAAGGCGUUACAAGAUCUCAAGGAAGAAGGCUUGAAGGAGAAUUGCAGUGCAUCUGAUGGUAACGAUUAUGCAAAAGUGUCGGAUGAUGAAGACGAUGAUGAAAGAUUUUCUAACCCAACUGGAAGCCAGAACUCAACUGCGGCUGUGCCCAAAUCUUCAUCAUCGUUAAAAACCGAUAAUAGAAGGGAAAAGUCAUUGGCGCUCCUGACGCAAAAUUUUGUCAAGCUCUUUAUUUGCAGUCAUGUGAAUAUGAUUUCCCUUGAUGAAGCUGCGAGGCUCUUAUUAGGAGAUGGCCACAAUUCAUCGAUAAUGAGAACAAAGGUAAGGCGGCUAUAUGACAUUGCAAAUGUGUUGUCUUCCAUGAAUCUAAUUGAAAAGACCCAUACAACAGACACAAGAAAGCCUGCGUUUAGGUGGUUGGGAGUGAGGGGUAAAGUCAAGAAUGAGCCUACCGUCCUCCCAGAGUCCAGAAAAAGGGCAUUUGGAACUGAUGUAACAAAUGUCAGUUAUAAGAAGACUAAGGCUGAAAACUCAACCACCCAUGAGAGUUUAACUCAUUGCCUUAACAUGCAAAAGCAAGUGCAGUGUGAGAAUUCUUCGCAAGAGGGUAGCCAAAACAGCCAGGAUCAGGAAUGUGAACGAACUUCCAAGAGCUAUCAAUUUGGACCAUUUGCUCCAGUAACGGUAGCUAAAGUUGGCAUCUCAAACAACAAUGUGAAGCGGACUCAUGACUGGGAAAGCCUCUCCUCGACGUUCUGCCCUCAGUAUCACAAUCAAGCCUUAAAAGAACUUUUCUCCCAUUACGUGGAAGCUUGGAAAUCAUGGUAUUCUGAAGCAGUGAAGAAACCUAUACAAAUUUCUUGAUCCGCCCUUUGUUUCGUGCUCCAAAUAUUUAAUAAGCACACCUCGAUUAAGCGCAGUUUCUACUGCGAUUAGUUUAAAAAAUUUGACCUUAGUUUGGUUUGCAUUUUCUUAAUGCACCAAAAUAGGCAGGGGUCAUCUUUGAAAGUGCAAAACAUUUUCAAUAGAUUCAUGUUUGUUUGUAUUAUCUUCGAAAGCGAGCCUAACAUAGUUGUUAGUUAUUAUUUUUUUCUUCAUUUCCAUGUGCGUAUUUAUUGUAGCUUCCUCUUUUCCUCUACAAUGUUGAAUGAAAUGGGCGACUUCGCCUUCUGUUGAAAAGUGAUUUCGAAUUGGAACCAAAA
Molecule: messenger RNA, 1613 nt
Organism: Momordica charantia (bitter melon)
Lineage: Eukaryota; Viridiplantae; Streptophyta; Magnoliopsida; Cucurbitales; Cucurbitaceae
Gene: DEL1
Product: DP-E2F-like 1
Biological process (GO): regulation of transcription by RNA polymerase II
Cellular component (GO): RNA polymerase II transcription regulator complex
Molecular function (GO): RNA polymerase II cis-regulatory region sequence-specific DNA binding; DNA-binding transcription factor activity, RNA polymerase II-specific
Source: RefSeq, a predicted model, not a curated record